AUGUCCACCAAAACCAUCGCAGUUGUUGGCGCUACUGGCACGCAGGGGGGCUCCGUCGCCAGAACCUUUCUUAACCUUCCCAACUGGCAUGUCCGCGCUCUCACACGCAGCUCAACAUCUUCCAAAGCCCAAACUUUGAAAGACCUUGGAGCCGAGAUUGUUGAAGCAGACAUGAAUGACGCCGAGUCGUUAGUCCGCGCUUUCAAGGGCGCACAUGCCAUCUUCAUCAACACAGACUUCUGGGCGCCUUACGUAUCUGCUCUGGCAGACGGAAAAGACCAGCUUACUAGUCAAAGCAUUGGGUAUGAUACCGAGGGUCUUCAUGUCAAGAAUGCGACAUACGCUGCGUCCAAGACGGAGACUCUUGAGAAGUGCAUCUACUCUGCCCUUGGACCCAUGAAGGAGGUUUCCAAGGGAAAGUUCUCUCACUGUCAUCACUGGGAGACCAAGGCUGCAGCUGUCAACUAUAUCGAAAACGAGGUGCCUGAGCUUGCCCAGAAGACAUCUUAUAUCUACGUCGGAGCUUACGCAACCAACGCCUUCCUGUACCCCAAGAAGGAUGCCGAGACUGGCGAAUAUGUUUUGGAGAUCCCAGCCUCAGGGAACCUGCGAAUGCCCAUUAUUGACACCGCCAAGUCAACCGGUAUAUUCGUCCAAGCUCUAGUUGAAAGUGAGCCUGCUAGAACGAAACUGCUGGCAUACGACAGCGAGCUCUCCAUGACGGAGGUCGUCGAAACUUGGAACCAGGUCACGGGAAAGAAGGCUACUCUGAGGACCAUGACUGAAGAGGAGAUGAAUAAGAAAACUGAUCUUCCUUAUGAAGUCCUCGAUGGACCUGCUUACUUGGAUGAGUAUGGAUAUACCGAAGGGAUUGAAGGGGUUAUCACGCCUGAUCAGCUUAAGAAGCCUGUCAAGACUGAUAGUCUUGAGGAGUACUUGAGGAAGCAAGACGCCGAGUCACUUCUAUCGUUCAAGUAUGGUCUUCCAGAACCCCCAAAGAAAAAUUGA
This is a messenger RNA of Fusarium coffeatum, 1008 nucleotides long. RefSeq lists its product as uncharacterized. Bases 1 to 1008 code for a protein of 335 amino acids. The record is from RefSeq and is a predicted model, not a curated record. NCBI's taxonomy places the organism in Eukaryota, Fungi, Ascomycota, Sordariomycetes, Hypocreales, Nectriaceae. The transcript has a single exon.